CACGGUUUGUUGUAGUUGGGGGGAUUAUGUACAUGUGACCCCCAUGUAGGUGCGUGAUUCCGCGGAUGCAAUCACCACAAAUGUCUCUGAUGUAGUUGUAGAUGCGGUGGUGUAGCUUAUUCUGGACAGAUGUGUCCUGCUCUCUUAUGUCUUCUAUUUCUCAACUGUGUCCUGUUUACAUUGUAAUUUCCCCAAGAAUUCCCAUAGUUUCUAUGUGUACUUUGCAGUGUAUCCCCCCCCCCCCCCCCCCCCAAUUUUUACAGUGUAUUUUCUUGAUUCAGUUAUGUAAUUCCUGAAUUUAUGGCUCUCAGUGCACCCCUACUUUUAUACUGUAAUCGUCUUGCUUAGUUUAUGUAUUUAUAAUGUAUUUUUUGCGCCUUUUUUGUAGUGAAAUGUUCAUGCUUUAGAUAUGUAAUUAUCAGGUUUAGAUUUACGGAUUUGCUAUUUUACACUCGAAUGGAUGUAUCUAGCACUGUUUUUGCAAGAACUUUCUGGUGAUGAAGGAGGUUUUGACAAAGCUCUUUUGAAGUUCUAUAUGAAUCAAAAAGUAAAAUGCUUGAAUAGGAAAUUAUCAUCUGCUGGGAGAAGGAAUGUGGAACCUCGUAAUGUCUUCUUCGUCGAGGAAUCCAUUGUCUCCGUCUUGUACAUGCGAGUCAUCUGGUUCUUUCCAUUCUCCUUCAUUAUUGUGGGAUUAAAUUCUGCUCUGCCAUCUUCGCUUGCUGUUGCUACGGCAAUGCAUUUCUUCCAAUGUCUGCAGAGUAAGUUAAAAUAUUUUCCAUGUAAGAGAUGAAGCCGGUGAAGGGGUUGAAGAAUUGGGGUAGGAGUAGAAGUGCUCCUGAUCCCCUGAUCUGGGGAUCGUCUCUUGAGUGAUUUUCCUAUGAUCUCCCCCAAUGUUUGGUUGAUGUUCUCUUGAGUAGAAGUGCUCCAGGUUCAGUUGAAACCGGGUCAGAGUUUAACCCGACCUGUUUUGUUAGAAAUACAGAACAUACAGG
Triticum aestivum (bread wheat) is the source of this 992-nucleotide messenger RNA. RefSeq lists its product as uncharacterized. The record is from RefSeq and is a predicted model, not a curated record. The transcript has 5 exons. NCBI's taxonomy places the organism in Eukaryota, Viridiplantae, Streptophyta, Magnoliopsida, Poales, Poaceae. The coding region runs from base 461 to 790 and encodes 109 amino acids.